Molecule: messenger RNA, 4344 nt
Organism: Polyodon spathula (Mississippi paddlefish)
Lineage: Eukaryota; Metazoa; Chordata; Actinopteri; Acipenseriformes; Polyodontidae
Product: sarcoplasmic/endoplasmic reticulum calcium ATPase 2-like
Exons: 20
Coding region: 449-3577 (1042 amino acids)
Biological process (GO): calcium ion transmembrane transport; intracellular calcium ion homeostasis
Cellular component (GO): membrane
Molecular function (GO): ATP hydrolysis activity; ATP binding; P-type calcium transporter activity
Source: RefSeq, a predicted model, not a curated record
GAGUGAGCCACAUUCAAUAAAACGAGUGGCGCUGCAGAGAGUAGCCAGACAAGAGCUACAACAGGGAUAUCGGCAGAGCUGCGCUGUGGUGCGACUGACGUAGAGAAUAAGAACGGGCUUCUGCUGCAGACUGGGGGAAAUAAGUGGAACAUCUUAGCACGGCGGCUCUGGGGGUCGUUUUAAUUUCUGUCGUUUUUUUUUAAAAUUGGUACAUGACAAUUAAGCAGGAAUUGCAACUGUGAGAGCGGGACAUUAUUUUUUUCCGCUUUUUAAGGGGUUGUUCAGUCGGUCAUUUUUUAGUUUGUUUCGUCGGGAGUUCAAUUUAUGUGAGCCCGUCCUGUUUAAUUUGUGUUGCUUUCUCUGAAGGAAAAGGACUGCAUUUUUUAAGAGAGUGGAGGUCGUUAAAAACAAAGACAAACUGUCUUGAGAAAAAAGACGAAAAUCAACCAUGGAGAACGCUCACACAAAGACUGUGGACGAAGUUUAUAACAAUUUCAAUGUGAAUGAAAGCACGGGGCUGAGCCUGGACCAGGUGAAAAAGCUAAGAGAGAAAUGGGGACCGAAUGAGUUACCAGCAGAGGAAGGAAAAUCUGUGUGGGAACUCGUACGUGAACAGUUUGAAGACUUAUUAGUCAGAAUUCUCCUGUUGGCAGCGUGUAUAUCUUUUGUAUUGGCCUGGUUUGAGGAGGGGGAAGAAACGAUCACAGCCUUCGUGGAGCCUUUCGUAAUCUUACUUAUUCUAAUAGCCAAUGCCAUCGUAGGUGUGUGGCAGGAAAGAAAUGCUGAAAAUGCUAUUGAAGCUCUCAAAGAAUAUGAGCCCGAGAUGGGUAAGGUUUACCGGCAGGACAGGAAAAGUGUCCAGAGGAUCAAAGCCAAAGAUCUUGUCCCUGGAGAUAUUGUGGAAGUAGCCGUGGGAGACAAGGUUCCUGCUGAUAUUAGACUGUCUUCAAUCAAAUCCACAACCUUGAGGGUGGACCAAUCUAUCUUGACAGGUGAGUCUGUAUCUGUCAUCAAGCACACUGACCCAGUGCCUGACCCCCGUGCUGUGAACCAGGACAAAAAGAACAUGCUUUUCUGUGGUACCAACAUUGCCGCUGGCAAAGCAGUGGGUGUGGUGAUUGCCACCGGUAUUAACACAGAGAUCGGUAAGAUCCGUGAUGAGAUGGCGGCAACGGAGCAGGAGAGGACUCCCCUGCAGCAGAAGCUGGACGAGUUCGGAGAGCAGCUGUCCAAAGUGAUCACUCUUAUCUGCAUUGCUGUCUGGAUCAUCAACAUAGGGCACUUCAACGACCCCGUACACGGGGGCUCCUGGAUCCGCGGCGCCGUCUACUACUUCAAGAUUGCCGUGGCCCUGGCUGUGGCUGCCAUCCCCGAGGGGCUGCCCGCCGUCAUCACCACCUGCCUGGCCCUGGGCACCCGCAGGAUGGCCAAGAAGAAUGCCAUCGUCCGGAGCCUGCCCUCUGUUGAGACCCUGGGCUGCACCUCUGUCAUCUGCUCUGACAAGACCGGCACACUCACCACCAACCAGAUGUCUGUCUGCAAGAUGUUCAUUAUUGACAAAGCUGAGGGAGACAGCUGCAAACUGAAUGAGUUCAAUAUCACUGGCUCUACAUAUGCACCUGAAGGAGAAGUGUUUAAAGAUGGAAAAUAUGUCAAAAGCUCCCAGUACGAUGGCCUGGUGGAACUGGCAACCAUCUGUGCGUUGUGCAAUGAUUCCUCUCUGGAUUACAAUGAGACGAAGGGAGUGUUUGAAAAGGUUGGAGAAUCCACUGAGACUGCCCUCACCUGUUUGGUGGAGAAGAUGAAUGUGUUCGAUACAGAACUGAAGGGACUGUCCAAGGUUGAACGUGCCAACGCCUGCAACUCUGUAAGUAACCAGCUGAUGAAGAAGGAGUUCACCUUGGAGUUCUCCCGUGACAGGAAGUCCAUGUCUGUCUUCUGCACCCCGAACAAGGCCCGCACCACCACCACCAUGCAGAAGAUGUUUGUCAAGGGAGCCCCAGAGGGGGUGAUUGAAAGAUGCACACACAUCAGAGUUGGAGGCAGUAAGGUUCCCCUGACACCUGGCAUUAAAGAGAAGAUCAUGACUGUGAUCAAGGAGUGGGGUACCGGCAGAGACACGCUGCGUUGCCUGGCUCUCGCGACCCGAGACAAUCCACCAAGGAAAGAGGAUCUUGUGCUGGAGGACUGUACACGCUUCGCUGGGUACGAGAGUGACCUGACCUUUGUGGGUUGUGUGGGUAUGCUGGAUCCCCCGAGAACAGAGGUCGCUGCCUCCAUUAAGCUGUGCAGACUGGCUGGCAUCCGCGUCAUCAUGAUCACAGGAGACAACAAGGGUACAGCUGUGGCAAUCUGCAGGCGCAUCGGCAUCUUCGGAGAGGAUGAAGAUGUGUGUGACAAGGCGUUUACAGGCCGAGAGUUUGACGAUCUCUCCCCGAGUGCGCAGGCAGAAGCAGUCAAGAACGCACGCUGCUUUGCCCGAGUCGAGCCCUCGCACAAGUCCAAGAUUGUAGAAUUCCUGCAGUCUUUCGAUGAGAUCACUGCCAUGACUGGCGAUGGUGUGAAUGAUGCCCCUGCCCUGAAGAAGGCUGAGAUCGGUAUUGCAAUGGGCUCAGGCACAGCUGUGGCAAAGUCCGCUUCGGAGAUGGUUCUGGCAGAUGACAACUUUUCCACCAUUGUAGCUGCAGUGGAGGAGGGCCGUGCCAUCUAUAACAACAUGAAGCAAUUCAUCCGCUACCUCAUCUCCUCCAAUGUGGGAGAGGUUGUCUGUAUUUUUCUCACUGCUGCUCUGGGUUUCCCUGAGGCCCUGAUCCCUGUUCAGCUGCUUUGGGUAAACCUGGUCACUGAUGGCCUGCCGGCCACAGCCCUGGGCUUCAACCCCCCUGACCUGGACAUCAUGGACAAGCCUCCCCGCAACGCCCGUGAGCCCCUCAUCAGCGGCUGGCUCUUCUUUAGAUACAUGGCCAUUGGAUGUUAUGUGGGAGCUGCUACAGUCGGUGCUGCAGCCUGGUGGUUUAUUGCUGCUGAAGAUGGACCCCGAGUCACCUUUUACCAGCUGAGCCACUUCUUGCAGUGCAGUCCUGACAAUCCAGAUUUCCAAGAUGUAGAGUGUGAAAUCUUUGAGUCUCCCUACCCAAUGACCAUGGCUCUGUCUGUGCUGGUGACCAUUGAGAUGUGCAAUGCACUGAACAGCUUGUCUGAGAACCAGUCCUUGAUCAGGAUGCCUCCUUGGGAGAAUGUUUGGCUUCUGGGAUCCAUCUGCCUGUCAAUGUCCCUGCAUUUCCUUAUCCUCCAUGUCGAGCCACUGCCGAUCAUUUUCCAGAUCACCCCGUUAAACGUCCUUCAGUGGAUGAUGGUGCUAAAGAUCUCUCUCCCAGUAAUCCUCCUGGACGAACUGCUCAAAUUCACUGCCCGCAGCUAUCUGGAGCCUGGUAAAGAGUUUGACAAGCCCGUGGGCGGGAAGUGUGGUUUCUCCGCAUGCACAGAGGGGAUCUCGUGGCCGUUUGUGCUGGUCUCUGCACCCUUGAUAGUCUGGCUCUACAGUACAGACACUAACAUUGCCAUGUUCUGGUCUUGACUGACAGAUUGGUUUGGGUAAAUAAAAAGAAAACAUUACUAAAAAGAAAAGUAACGACCAUUAACUUGUAAGUGUACCCAAAGUUGUACCGUUUUAAACAGCUGUCUGAAUCAUCUGCUGUUUUUUUUUUUUUUUUUUUUUUUAAGCAUCAGUUGUCAAGGUGUGUUUUUUCACAUGGUGUGUGGUUUUUUGUUUGUUUUUUUUCCGUAACUCCCAUUUAAAAAGAAAAAAGGGAAGGUUUUUUCCCCCCCAAACGACAAUAAAGAAAUGUCCAUUGACAUGUACAGAGAUUUAACACUAUGUUAUGCAAAUAUUGUUUUUGUAGAUUUUGAAAGAAGAAAAAAGCAUGUACAGCAUUCUGUUUUAUCAUAUUUUGUGUUGUACAAAUUCAGGAGCCAAUGGACAUUUGUGCUGGUUAGAGGUUAAUUUGCAAGAACGUUUUUAAAAGUGAAUGUUGUCUUCUGGUGACUAAACAAAACUGCAUGUACUGUGUUCCUGCAUGAACUGGUGGGGUUUCCUCUUCAUUUCGACCUUUUCCAUGCUUGUUUUAUUUUAUCUGUUUUGUCUUGUAUUUCAAAACCAGUUUUUCUGCAUCAGGCAGAGCACAGCUACCUCAAUCAAUAUUUCUUUAGUCUGUACCCUACUGUGUUUAAUCUCAUGUUUACAUCCCCAGUGAUGUUUUGAGGUAAGCCCAUACUUGCUUGUGCAGAAAAAAUGUCCUCCCCAUUGAUUGAACAAGUUUGUUUUUUUUCCCCAGAUAAUUUUAA